Maniola jurtina (meadow brown) is the source of this 1074-nucleotide messenger RNA. RefSeq lists its product as uncharacterized. Lineage: Eukaryota; Metazoa; Arthropoda; Insecta; Lepidoptera; Nymphalidae. The record is from RefSeq and is a predicted model, not a curated record. The coding region runs from base 252 to 902 and encodes 216 amino acids. The transcript is spliced from 3 exons.
ACAAUUUUUCAAUGAUUACUUACAAUACUUACACAUCUUAAAUAAUAUUUAGAUUCAAUAGAAAAAUGUAACCACCUGGUUAGUGUAGAACAAAAUCCAAAAUGUAGCUGCUUAGCAUAGUAGAUAUUUAAUUUAAUGCACAUAGGCCCACUUGCUCUUAUCAUUUACUUAUCAAGACUACCACGCACCGUUUCUGAAAUAGAGUCUAUUGAAACUACUUUACUACUGUUUCUGUGGAAAUAAAAGAGACAAUGGACCAGCUAAUGACCAGGGAGGAAAGCUACGCAGAACGCAGACGACUCUUCAAAGACAUCUGGGAGACCUCGAUGAAUAUGGAUGACAAGGAGGAUAUCAUGACCAAGCCCAAAGUUAUAAAGACUCUAAGAUUGAGUGAAGUGGAUCGAUGUGUGGCAAAGAAGAAGAAAAAACAGAAGCUUAAAAACCUACGAGCAGUCUGCAAUAAACUGUUAGAUUUCUGCGAUCGCCAGGAUGCAGAUGACUUGUUCUAUGAGCAGAUGGCUGUGCAAAGUUAUCGACCUUCAACUUGUUCGCAUCCUACCGAAGAACCGAAAAUCAAGACCAAGAAACCGUUGAAAGUUAAAAGGAAGACACGGAAAACGAAGAGCUUGUCUAUGCCUGAUACCGAUGUCAUGUCAGCGAGAGGCAUCACUUCGGAGAGAAAAGCCGCGCUAAAAAAGAAAACUAGACACAUUUCUCCCGUUAAAGUAAAACGGACCUCAUUUGCGACUAGUAAAAUAUUAGAAAUUAAACCUAUAUUACCGAGAAAUUCUGUUAUGUCUCGCCCGAAAGCUGUUGUUAAAAAGAAACGAAGCAAGAAAAAAUCUUCAGAUUUAACAAUGCCGAAAGAUAUAAAAUACGACGAUCUAUCUUAUCUGCAUUAAGUAUUUAUUAAAUCUAGGUACUUUUAAAUAUUGUUCUAGCUUUAUUCAUAUAGUGGCAUGGAGCCAUGGACUUAUUGGUGAUACACGAAUGCAUAUUAUGUUUUCAGGUACCUAAUGAUGAACAUUUGUAAAUGACACACAUCCCACAUUUCUUACGAAUAAAGAAGUUCUU